Messenger RNA from Pedinophyceae sp. YPF-701, 657 nucleotides. The record is from the annotation of a GenBank genome assembly. Lineage: Eukaryota; Viridiplantae; Chlorophyta; Pedinophyceae.
AUGUUCCGCCUCUCCACGCGCAGCGCCGGCCGGUGCGCCCGCGCGUUCGCAGCUGCUGCCUUCACCGAGGCGCGCGGCCACGCGAGCCAGGCCGUCGCCAAGGCCGGCGCGACGUCCCAGCAGGCCUCUGGGUGGGGCUUCCGGGCAGCCUUCGCGGCCGCGGCAGCGGCGAGCCUGCCGCUCGCAGCGGCGGCGUCCUCGCACGAGGAGCGCUCGUUCAUCAUGAUCAAGCCCGACGGCGUGCACCGCGGCCUGAUCGCGGAGAUCAUCGCGCGGUUCGAGCGCAAGGGGUACAAGCUCGUAGGCAUCAAGGUGGUCGUGCCCUCCAAGGCGCUGGCGGAGCAGCACUACGCCGAGCACAAGGGGCGCCCGUUCUUCCCGAAGCUGACCAACUUCCUGUCGUCCGGCGCCGUCGUCGCCAUGGUGUGGGAGGGGCGCGGGGUGAUUUCGUUCGGGCGCACGAUGAUCGGCGCGACGAACCCGCUGUCGAGCGCGCCGGGGACCGUCCGGGGGGACCUCGCGGUCGACGUGGGGCGCAACGUCAUCCACGGGUCCGACAGCAUCGACUCGGCGCAGAAGGAGAUCGCGCUGUGGUUCGGGCCCGACGAGCUCGCGGCGUACGACCUCGUGGGGAAGAACUGGGUGUACGAGCUCUGA